AUGCUGCUCAGUCUCGCAGCCGGUGUCCUUGUGACGGCGCUGUCGACAGCCGUCUUCGCUGCCACAGACAUCUGCUACAACCCGGAUGGCACUCAGACAACAUCGACAACACACACACCGUGUUUCCCGUCAGCGAACGUGACCCACUGUUGCAACGAGGGCACGACCUGUUUGAAGAAUGGACUCUGUCUCAAUAAGUCCACGUUUCUCAACACGGGCUUAUGCACCGACAGCACGUGGCAAGAUGAAGCGUGUUUCCCCCGCUGUCUAACUCCACGACGGCUCGGCAAACCAAGCACGGUCUACCGAUGCGAUGACGACAAAUGGUGCUGUUCCAACGGCGGUGGCAACUCGACAUCAUGUUGCAAUGACCAGGGAAUCGAAUUGUUCAAGAUCAUUGAGAACGCAGUCGUCGAGAAUGGCUCUGCCUUCCUCAGCGGCUACAGCAUCGCGCCCAUCCAAAACAUCCUCACCGACAGUGAACCAAACCCAUCGACGACAUUGUUGCAAACAUACACGUUCACGACCGACGUCUCAGGCUCCCAAGUUACCUUGACGGCCACAGCAACAAUCGACUCGAAUACAAUUCCAGUAUCGUCUGACGACUCAGACUCGGCUCUAAUAGCCGGCCUCGGCGCCGGGCUCGGUGUGGGCCUUCCACUGCUCGCUGUCAUCGGCCUGCUCUCAUGGCUUCUCUUCCGUGAGAAGAGACGCAACAGGGCUCAAUUGGCCCCCCACGAACUUCACGGCCACCCUUUCUCGGACGUCCCUCCAGCAUCUCACUACCAAACUACUCCAGCAGAUCCAUUCCAAGACGGCUACUCCGUGCCGGCCGCCGGCCAGUCUCCUUACUCCACGGGCACUACAAACGAUGUAAUCUCAGCGACCCUCUCCGCGCACCGUCUCGAGGCAGAUUCUCAGGAGAAAAAGCCGGCGCGGGCACGUCCAGAGCUACCGGGCUAA
This is a messenger RNA of Rhinocladiella mackenziei CBS 650.93, 963 nucleotides long. RefSeq lists its product as uncharacterized. The coding region runs from base 1 to 963 and encodes 320 amino acids. The transcript has 2 exons. NCBI's taxonomy places the organism in Eukaryota, Fungi, Ascomycota, Eurotiomycetes, Chaetothyriales, Herpotrichiellaceae. The record is from RefSeq and is a predicted model, not a curated record.